AUGUCAACGGACAUUCCGGGCUCGAAUCGGACUUGUUGGACAUGUUUGGAUUUACUGCGCCUCUCGAACGGCACCAACCAUCGUCCCCCUGCCUGCCUCUUCCUCCUCCUCUCCGCCGCCAAGUAACUCUGACAAUUCUUCUGACCCACCACUUCCAUCAUACUCCUCCUCCUCCUCCUCGCCCACUGCUCCAACGGCGGCCGCUCAGGCGACUGUCCCGCGCACAGUAACCGACACUACCACCACCUCCCCCGACUCCAGCGAUGAGGAUCAGGACUACACCUGCCCUCACUGCGACCGUACCUUCACCUCACACAUCGGCCUGGUCGGUCAUUUGCGAAUCCAUCGCACAGAGACUGGCGAACCAGUGCGUGAAGCACCAACCUACACCCACCGCACUCGCCUCCACUGCCCACACUGCCCCCGCACAUUCAGGCAUCGCAUGGGCCUUUUCGGCCACAUGCGCAUCCACGAGAGCAGCCUUGACCGCACUCCCGACACACCCACUACACCCAACACAUCCACCGUGCACACCCCACCCUCGCUCCAUCCGUCCGCGCCACCACCACCAGCACCGCCUCCUCUGUAG
This is a messenger RNA of Spirometra erinaceieuropaei, 589 nucleotides long. Lineage: Eukaryota; Metazoa; Platyhelminthes; Cestoda; Diphyllobothriidea; Diphyllobothriidae. The record is from the annotation of a GenBank genome assembly.